Molecule: messenger RNA, 5661 nt
Organism: Pelodiscus sinensis (Chinese soft-shelled turtle)
Lineage: Eukaryota; Metazoa; Chordata; Testudines; Trionychidae
Source: RefSeq, a predicted model, not a curated record
UUUUAAGUCAUAGUAUUUCUUCCCAGAGUGGAAGAUGGCUCUUUGAUUGGAAGAUGGGAUUCAGCUGCUCUUAUUAAUUCAGCUGCACCAAGUGUCCCAGCUCUUUGCCCUCUGCCCAGGAACACCUGGCCAUUCAUUCUUCAGCUGCUCUACUCAUAUGGCAAUGUAACUGGGGGUAGCAAAGUGCCCUCAGUCCACUAAUGGCCCAAACUUGAGCCAGUAUCCCUUCUUCACCUUUCUGGUGGGAAAACUGAGUUGGGGGUUGUUGUGAGGAAGCCCUCUAGAGGAUAUAUAGCAGUAAUGGAUCCGCCUUUACCUGGAGUUGGUAGGAUGGAAAAUGAAAAAGAAGUCAAGAAAGACAAUCAAGGAAAAGCUGCAGAAUGGAGUUCAGUAAAACAAACUGACAAGUCAACCAGCCGUACAGGACAACAUCCAAGUCAAAGUGCCUUGUCCAGUCGGAAUGAUCGAAGAUCAGCCAAAAGUCCUCAAAGGACAGAUGUGGCAAAGGAGCAUAAACAUCCAUUUGCUUUAUAUGGCUGGGGAGAAAAACAUACAGAUACAGGGAGCCAGAAAACUCACAACGUCUGUGCUUCUGCCUCAGUGCAUGAAAUCCAUGAGUCUGCACUGCGAGCAAGGAACAGACGGCAAGUGGAGAAAAGGAAAUUGUCUCAGAGGCGAGUGCGCUCUGCAGAUGUGGACCGAACCUGGAAAGCAAAGUCUUCCCCACCAGAUAAUCCCUGGAUGACUGAGUACAUGAGAUGCUACUCAGCAAGAGCUCGGUGAAUCACGGCUGACUUGGAAAUCUUUCUCUAACUUAAAAUAUUUAUAUUCAGUCAGGACAUUGGUGCAAAUUACUUAUGCAAGGUUUUUAUAAGGGGUUUCCAGCAGUCUGUUAAUGUUUGUAUUUUGGCUACCUACCUCAUCUGUAGGGAAUAGAGCUAGAGCCAUAACAUUUUUAAAUAUAGUUACUUACGUUUUAAAUACUUCUCCUUUUUUUCUGAAGUCUUUUAAAGAGGUAUUUCUAGGGACCUUUUUGACUUCAAAAUACUGAAAGUCUAAGUACAUUUUUACAAAAUCUUUUUAAGAAUUGGUUCAUUUCACAAACAUUCAACUGCUCCUUCCAAAAAACCAAAUUUAGCUUCCAGAUCAGGGGACCGUGGUGGUGUAUUGGAAACUUUUCAUAAGGUGCAGUGUAUGUGCCAUUGCAUUAUUUAAAAUACUUGAUUCAAGGCUUCAAAAUACCACAUAGAUUACAAUGUCUAACCUAGAAGCUGGUGGCUCUGGUACAAGAUAAUUUGAGCCACACUAAAUACUGGCCUCAGGAAGACUGAUGUUAGGGGUUGUUUGGUUAUAUACUAGAGACUUUUAAAAACUUGGUAAUAUUUCUCAAAACUUGAAGUAAUUAGUGAAUCAUGCAGAUAUUCUUCAACUGAGUUUCAUUGCUCUUUUAAAAUGUGAGUGGAAUAAAUUUAAUAUCCCAAUAGAUGUGGCAAUUUAUUUUCCAAGCAAGAAGUCACAGGGUUAAUUUGAUUACUAUGACUAUUACACCAAAUGACUGAUGUAGACAAUCAUUAUCUGAUGGCUGUUGGUCAACACAGGUGCUUGUGCCUGUCUUGGCCUGACACCAUCAUACUGAAGUAGUUAAAAACACCCAUUUUGUGCUUAAUCAUUUAGACACCAAGCUCUCAAUGAAAACUGUAUAUAUUUAAAAAUCUGCUUUAAUGAAUCAGCUGGUGUCUGGUCAGUAAAGUCCAGUUUAUUUUUAAAGUUUGUAUCUGGAGAGUGUAUUUUACCUCGCGUGCAUUCCAUUUGGUUUAGUAUGGUUAUACUUGGCUAAAGGUUUUAGACUUGCAGAACAAUUUUGAUAAACAUUUGCAAAUGAAGUUUUCGUAUGGUCAUAGUUGUCCUGGAGGUGUGUUCAUAACUCCCUGCCAAAGGGAAAGAAAAUAAACCACUUAGAAAUAGGAGACUAAUGAAAUCUUUGGCUAUUUUUAAUUGGUAGGGUCUGUGUUUGUACAAAGUACGACUGCCACUAAUUGAUGUUGGAUCAUCUAUUUAUUUCUGCCGUUCUAAGUGGAAUUCUCUUAAUUCUUGUAGAAAAUGUGAGCUUAAGCAGAUCUGUGCAAUAAUUGUGUGCUUUUUGAGAUCUUUGAAGUGUGAUGGUUGCAAUGUAAUAGUUUUGCGAUUCAUUCUUUCAGACUGCUUUAGAAGCACUAUCUGCCUUCAACAUAGCUUGAUCACACUUGACAUUUCUGACUUGUUUUACAUACAACUGCAAAAAAAAUGUUCCCCUGUUACUGGAGGUAUAGUAAUUGUGUUUAGUGCAUUUGACCAGUCUUCUUAGCUGCAUUUUAGUGAAAUGCAGAAAGUAAACAAAUGGCAAUAAGUAAACUGGAAUCCAAAAAUCUAAGGUUAGCAGUAAUGUAUUAGUUGAUGUGACUAAGUCUAGAAUAGUCAGGUUUUCCUCAAUGAAAGGCUGACUGGAACUAGCUAAAUUGACUGAGCAAACAUGGCUUUUAUAUGUGUUUAAAGGGAUACUAUUAGUUUAUAUUUUAAAAGUUGUAUGUCACUGAGGCCAGAGAAUUAAAACUAAUUAAAUCCUGUAUUUUAAUAAUACUUAAGAUAGACCUCACUUUCUGGCUUUAAAAAAGUUUCACUUACAAUUAUACAAAAGAAUCAAAACAUUGAAUAUUAGGUUUUGUUCAACUUUCUAUAAGCCUAACCUUCAAAAACUAGUCACCAGAGAUUUUUAAUAGACAAGAGACAACUUGUCUUUAGGAUCAAAUUUCUGUCUACAUUUGAAAAUAUUCUGUAGUUUUGUGACUAGUAAUAUUGACUAAAUUGAGAAUCUUAGUAGAUCUCCCUUCUUCCAGAUCAAUGGCCUUGUAAUUGCAGGUAAACAUCCUAGUCCAUUGCAGGUCAUUUUUUUAAACCUAUGUGAGACUUCUGUCUAUUAUUUGGGGCCUAGCUUACGCUCACAUAAGAUACGUCUGCUCUAAAUGUGGUCUAGUUUCUAAAUGCCCUUUUCUGUUCUCUGGGUUGGUUUGUCUCCCUCAGACUGCAGCACAGGAACUGCAGUUGCAAGAUACUAGUAACUGUAUUGGAUAAAAACAAAAGUGGUGAUGCCUGUUUCUCUGCUGCCAUUAUACUAAAACUGUUUUUACUUUGAAAAUUUGAUGCAUUUCCAGAAUAUUUUCAGGGCUGUUUUGAAGUACCUAAUUGUGUAGGGUUUUUUUAUGCCAUACUUUCAAUUCAGAUAUCAAAUCGGCCAAAUUACUUCCUUGGGCUUCUAGUAUUCAAACAUCUAGCAGGUUUGUCUAAAUACCCUUGUGAGGCUUAUGUCCUAUCUGAGCUACAGCAUCAGAGUUUCUCCAACAACUUCCUUUUAAAGGGGCUGUUCUGUUUUCACUCUGGUCAAGUUAAUCAAUAGCUGUUCCUGUCAAAAUUAACUUGCUAAACAACAAUAGUGUCACCAAUCGGGUCCUAUGUCUGUCAGUGAGAUUGUUCUGCCUCCCUAAGCUGUGGCUAAAAGCCUCAUUGAAUGACUUGCAUUACCAAAACAUCCAAAAAAGUGAGUUAACUCAGGUAAAGUCUGCAUUGAGGCAAGGUUUUUGGAAGACUUUUUUUAAAUUGGAAAAGCUGCUGAUCCUUAUCCUCAUCAGUAACCUUUUGAAAAUAAACCCUCAUGGAUAGGAGUUUAAAAAUAUGGCCCCAACUCUGACUGCUUUGAGCUUGCCAUCAAUUGUGGGUGCUUUUAAGCAGUGACCUCUGAAGAGCUUGUGGUGGUGUUUAGAUGACACCGCUUCCUGUUGCAGUGAAGGGCAGGCUGCAUCCUGACUGAUGAGGUGUACUGAGUUACCAUAAUGCAAUGUGCUGGUGGGGGAGGCAGCUGAAAGGCUCAGGCUGCAUGAUGCUUGUGAAGCCUUUUCCUGCAGCCCCUUCGCUGCUGGAGCCUUUCACGGAGGUGGGGAAAGGCUUAAGCAUGGGCAGCCGCUGGCGACUUCUCCUGAGACAGCCUCUCACUGCUGGAGCCUUUCACAGCAGCAGGGAAGGCAGCAGGACACUAUCCGGGAUGGAAGAGGUUACCUGGUAAGUAGUAGGCUUAUUGGCCUUCUUACAAGGUAAUUUUGUUAACCAGCCAGCUGGAACAGCUCCAGCUGGACCCACAGUGGCCACCAGCAGGAAGCAGUCCCUCAUUGAACCAUUAACUGUCUUAAUGCAUUUCUACAUCCUGAGAUACUAUGCUGUUAAAAAUAGCAGUGUAGAUAUGAGAGGUUGGCUUGGGCAGGUAGAGAUGUGUAGGACACUUUCCUUGCUCCUGUUGUGCCUCACUAUCUGCAUUGCUGGUCAGACCUGUGCUAGCAGUGACUGUACUCCACAUGCCACCGUAAGUGUAGACCUACCCGAACAUGGGGUCAUGACUGCCUAAAGGCAGUUUCUGAAUGCAUUGGUUUUAUAGUUCAACCACUUUUAAAGUAAACUUGGGUAAUAUGGUAUUGGAGGAGUCUUGAUGCAAAAGCAAGCUACCUUGGCGAGCAGGAACCUAUCUCUAAUGGUUUAGCUAACUACAGCUACUGUGAUUUAGAGAUUAAUUCACUGAAUGAAGCAGCAGGCCUCUUUGACAAUGAGAAACAUUAAAAACAAUUAGACUAAAUAUCACAGCCCUGUCAGUUUAGAGGAGACAGAAGCUUGUCUUGCACUGUGUUGAUUUUAAAGAGAACUAAAUCUACUAGCUUUAUGAAGUCUAUUUUUAAAGACCAUACUUGUUUUGUUACACUUACAAAACUUUGUGGUAAUACUUCAGUUUUGCUAAGUCUUCACUAAAAUUGAAGGGUGUCUCUUCAUUCACUCGAUACUUAACAGCACUCUCCAUGAGUGAAACUUUAUGAAUUUCACUAAUAUCAUGCUGUAGUUUGUCAACUACACAAGUUCUAUGAAGACUGGUUUGGUGUACUUGGUGUACAGUGUUGCAAUGAAAACUGUAUUUAAAAAAAGAAAAAAGUCUUUGUAUAAUAGAGUAGCAUGCUUGUGUUUAAUCAUGCUGUCACAUUUUCCUUGCAUCACAGAAUUAGCUUUCAGUAUAACAAAGUUUCAGAUGCUGAAAGAUGCUUGUUUUGAUGUGGAGCCACAUUUGACUUAUUUGUCUUGUAUUCCUAAUAAUUUGUGUUGAUCUACUUCGGAGGCAGCAGAUGCACACAAUCCAAUUGUUUCUUCUGGGGAAAGUACACCUGCCUUGAAAUAUUUUAUAAUGUAAUUCACUGGCACUGAAAAAGCCUUUUUGAGAUUGGCACAUGGUUAUAGUGACCAAAAGUUAAUUUGAGGAUCUAUGUGCAAUGAGUUUUCAGUCCAUUCCUAGAUCACUCAGCAGCAAAGCCAUAAAUGGAGCUUGACUCUCAACGCUAGUUGGCUCCUCUAAAAAUAGGGGUAAAAGGGGGAAAGCUGCCUCAUGCUGUUUUGUUAGCUUCUGUGAGCACUGAAUUCACUUUAAAAAAGUUUUAGGGAAAAUACCAUCUAAGCUUGAAGCAAUAUGUGACUUUUUUUAGAAUGUUUUUAAAUAGUAUUUUGUUUUUAAAGCUUCUGUAUUUGUAUUUAACACUCUGUGGGGUCAUCUUGUACAUGUGAAUAAAAUUUGAGUGACUCUUAACUGCCUUAGACUCUUGA